Parnassius apollo (apollo) is the source of this 924-nucleotide messenger RNA. NCBI's taxonomy places the organism in Eukaryota, Metazoa, Arthropoda, Insecta, Lepidoptera, Papilionidae. The record is from the annotation of a GenBank genome assembly.
AUGGAUUUGGAAUUUACUGAAAAACUUCUACAAGCAGUGAGAAAUAGACCUGUUUGGUACUUAAUAAAUCACCCUGACUACAAAAACAACACAAAAAAACUACAAGCUUUGAGGGAUAUCCAGAGAGAGUUAAACGAAGAAGACUCUUUUAAAAAACUAAGCAAACGGACUCAAGUAAACGUUAAAUUUGAUAUCGCAAAAAUAUUGAUGGAAGCUGAGCUUAAUGAUCUUGAGACUGCUGAAAGAAACACGUCUUCACGUACUUCAAACUACUCAAAUGAUAUGACCAUUCAUGCUCCUGCUACUCCGGGGACCCACUGGGGAAGCAACACAUCUUCACAUACAACAACAUACUCAAGCAUGCAUGCUCCUGUUACUCAAAAUGACAGUGAGGCAGCACAUCAAGAUUCUUACGACAGUAAUACAACAAACAUACAUGCUCUUGUUACUCCGGGAAACUACUCCUUGAUAAAAGCAACAGCAUCAACUAGCAGUAGGAACGUUAUAGGACCGCAACCUUCUACAAGUGUUGAUAUUACAAAUUAUAAACUAAAUGAUAUUAUAAAUCAAGAGAACAAUAAAUCCGACAGUGAACCUCUAGCUAGCGUACUUUCACAACUAAUACCUCUGCCUAGCAUUGAUAAAGGUAAAGGCAUAGGAAAAAAACACAUCAAUCAGGAAUUCUUACUGCAUACAAGAGGCAAAGUUCCGUAUGACGAGAGUGCCUUAGAAAAUAUUGAAAUUCCGCUAAACAUCCAGAAAAAUACUCAGAAAGAGCGUGAUCAGUCUGUGUGCACGAUAUGCCUCGAGGAGGGAAUACUGAGAGAAAUCUGGUACCGUUGCCGUCUCUGUGCUGGAUGGGCUCAUGAGGCAUGUACAGGAUGUGAUGAUCCAAAUCGCUAUCGCUGUGAUUUUUGCAUUUAA